CUUAGUGACGCCUCAGCUACCGCCGGCGUUGGAACCGGCGUUGGAGCCGGUCCGCCGCGCCUCAGGCAGGAGCCGGGGAGCGAGGCGAGGGGGCCGGGUACAGGCUGGGGCCCCGGUGCGGCCUACCGCCCUCUUGGGGGCACGAUGGCUUCUGUUGAAAGUGAGACACUGUCCCAAGAUGAACUCCGCAAAAGGCUGUAUCAGACUUUUAAGAACCGAGGUGUACUGGACACAUUGAAGACACAGCUCCGAAACCAGCUAAUCCAUGAACUAAUGCAUCCCAUCUUAAAUGGAGAACUUCAGCCACGGGCUGUUCCAAGUGAUGAGAGUUCACUUUUGAUCACAGCUUCCAACAGUUUGGUGGCAGAUCAUCUACAGAGAUGUGGCUAUGAGUAUUCACUUUCUGUUUUCUUUCCAGAAAGCGGAUUAGAGAAGAAGAAGCUGUGGACUAUGCAAGAUCUUCUUCAGUUAAUGAGGAUCAAUCCAAAAUCCACUCUUUACAAAUCGCUGACUUCAGGAACUCGGAAGGAGAAUAAAGGUUUUCUUAUGCAGAUUUUAAUUGAACUUACAGAACAUCAUCUAAGUAAGGAAACUCAUGACACAGAAUCUCAGACAACCUCAGUUCCUCCUUACAGAGAAUCUCUUGCUGAGAAGCUUCAGCUGAUCGAUGAACAGUUUGCAGACUCUUACCCCCAACAUCAGAAAUACGAAUCUUUAGAAGUAAAACUUUGUGAAUAUAGAAAAGAAAUAGAGAUGCAGCUUCAAGCAGAAAUGCAUCAAAAGCUAGAACAUUUUAAAGAAGUUGAAAUAGCAAAGAUUAAAAUGGAGGAGAAAGCGCAGACACAGAAAGAAAUCUCUGAGCUACGUCAUGAGUUGGAGAGGACACAUCAAGCAAAGUCUGAGGCCUUGAUUUCUCGUGAAAGGAAUGCUAUUGAGAGGCUUCAAAAGCAACAAGAGAUAGAAGCCAAGGAAGUAUACGCUCAGAGACAAAGUCUACUGAAAGACAUUGAAGUCGUAAGGACCAGAGAGGCGGAACUGAAGCAAAGAAUUGAGGCAUUUGAAAUCACUCAGAAACUUCAGGAAGAGAAAAAUAAGGCUAUUGAUGAUGCACUUCGACGUCGGGAGGUGGCUGUGAAGAACAUGGAGGAGACGUAUGACCAAACACUUAAGACAGAACUCUUAAAAUACCAGCUUGAAUUAAAAGAAGAAUACAUAGCCAGAACCAAUAAAGUUACUGAAGAUGAGAAAAAAAAUAAAGAGCAAGCCAUGCUUUUGCGUGAAGAAGCCCUUGCUGUUAAUUCAAAAAAGGAGGAACUCAAGCAAGCUGUAUCACGCAGGAAAGAACUUGAGCUGGAUUUGGAAUCAGCGAAGGCCCAGGUUCUGCUGCUAAAUAAACAGAAUCAGUUGUUGACAGAAAAACUGAAAGAGGUAUCAGACUAUCCUUUGCUAAAGGAGGAGAAAUUGGAGCUUCAAGUGCAGAAUAAGCUACUUAGGCAACAGUUGGAUGAGACUCGGAGUGAGAACCAGCACCUUCGAGACAAGCUGUCACAGCCCUCAGCGGAGUACUUGGCCUGCCAAGUGGAGCUGAGAAGAGUGGAACAUUCUAGAAAGCUGGCACUGGAUGAAUUUACAAGUCAUAGGCAGAUUUUGGAAAAGCAGCUACAAAGUGAGGUUGAGCAUUGUGCCCAGUUAAAGACCCAACUGUUGGACUCUGAAGCUACUGUCAGAAAGUUAAAUGUGCAGGUUGAAGAACUGAAACUGCAGCUGAAACAAACGCAGGCAGCUCUGGAAAAUGAAGUGUAUCGGAAUCCAAAGCCUUCACUCGUGGAUCGCUCUGUCCUUGACUUCAUCAGUGACAGAACUGUGCCUCAUGAUAUUUAUGUAGAUAGUGCAAUCCUGAAGAAUCAGGUUAUGACUGAUGUGAUGAGGGUCAAUGCUGUGCCAAGAGCUGGCUCUUGGCAACAGCUCCAGCCACGCAGCGCUUCUCCGGAUUCUGACCUGGAGUGUAUGGCACGAACCAGGGCCAGAAUGAAAGAGCUGGAAAAAGAUGCGGAGUAUUUGGAAGAAGCUUACAGGAACUACCAACACAGAGUCAUACAAGGUGCAGCUGCCAGCAGAACGCUGAAAAAGGUACAGUCUCCUUUACUCCUACAGCCUGCUGUUAGCAGACCCUCCUUGAAUACCCAUCUUGAACUUCUAGAAGAUAAUCCCAGCUCCCAGCAUUCCCCUCUGAGCAAUUUGAGAGAUGAAAAAUACAUCAAAAGAACUGAGCAAGUUGAUGUCUUUAAAAAUCCUUUAACGCCCCCACGCAGAGGAGCAUCUUCUUCAAGACGCCUUUCUUCUACUCCUGUCUCCAAAUCGGAAAGAGGACUCAGUAAGAAGAAAAUUUCAGAUGACAUCAAUGGCUCGUACCUUGCCUCUUCACAGCAGAGUGGUGACCAGGUGCUUUCUCCUAUUUCAAAGCCACAUCUACCUUCGUCUUCUGAGUCUGUAUCUUCCUCCCCGUCCAGUCGUGGCCAGAAAAUCAGACUUCAUAGUCAACAAACAGAUAAACAAGAUUUCAGUGAUAUUCCCAAACCAGAGAAACUAAUGUAUGAGGAUCUUGAAGAAUGCAUUUCUUCUCUUGAAUAUGACAGGGACAUUGCAGAGCAGCCUGAGGGCCAUGCCCUGCGUCCAUCAGGGGACACUGUGGAGCAGACUGAGGGCGAUGCCCUGCGUCCGUCAGGGGACAGUGUGGAGCAGAAUGAGAGCAAUGCCCUGCAUCCAUCAGAGGACACUGCAGAGCAGAAUGAGAGCAAUACCCUGCAUCCAUCAGGGCACAUGGCAGAGCAGACCGAGGGCGACGCCCUGCGUCCAUCAGGGGAUGUCACCAACGGGGAUGGAUUGGUGGUGACCGAGGUGCCGGCAGCAGUCGCUUGGCUACGGAGCUCACCGGUGCUGGAUCAAAGACAGAUGGAAGAACAGAAUAGAGAAGUUGAGAAGAAUUUGGAAGAAGAAAGGAAAGCCAGGGAAGAAAUGAGAGAGAGAGAACAACAGGAAGUUUUGGAAAGAGAGCAAAAAGAAAUGGAAAAUCUUAACAAAGAGCAAAUCCAAGACUCGAUGAAAACAGAUGAAGAAAAAGAAGAUGAGAAUGGGGUAAAAUCCGAAUGCAGGAGUUCUGGUGCUGAAGAUAACGUAAAGGAUCCUACCCCAAAUCCAUUAGAAAAAUACAUGAGAAUUAUUCAGCAGCGCAGAGAGCAGGAACUGGCAAACAAGGAUUCAAAAAAAGAAGUAGGAGACACAUCACUUACAGAGGGACUAAUAUCUAGUGAAAAGGAUGACAGCACUGCAGACAUUUCUCAUGGAGACACGGAUGAAAGCUUCUGGUGAACAACAGCUCCAUCAUUAUUACUAUUAUUUUUUACAACAGCAACGUUUUUAAAGCAGCUUUCUGUCUGUAACAGUUGAGCCUGCAGGCUCUGUAAUUAA
This is a messenger RNA of Colius striatus (speckled mousebird), 3468 nucleotides long. It is a transcript of the gene OFD1, whose product is annotated as OFD1 centriole and centriolar satellite protein. Gene Ontology annotation, cellular component: centrosome; ciliary basal body. The transcript is spliced from 23 exons. Lineage: Eukaryota; Metazoa; Chordata; Aves; Coliiformes; Coliidae. Gene Ontology annotation, biological process: epithelial cilium movement involved in determination of left/right asymmetry. The record is from RefSeq and is a predicted model, not a curated record. Gene Ontology annotation, molecular function: protein binding. Bases 145 to 3369 code for a protein of 1074 amino acids.